AACAAAAAAUGAAGCCUUCCAUCGUAAGGAAGCAGCGGCGCAGAGCAUGGCUUAUAACUACGCGUCUCUCGUCUAACAUUACAGCUAGUUUUUAUUAUUUAUUUAUUUUUAAAAAUUAAUUGAAAAUAUCUUAUCUUUCUUCGUUGUAUUAUCUCCUACUUUUGAAUUCAAGAAUAUAAUUUGCGAUUUUUUGUUUUAAAUUUUCAUUCUUAUAUAGCACAAUAAAAACCAAUAACACCUCUGAUUGCAGAAAAUUUGAGUUUUUCUUUUUCUUUUUUCUUUUUAAUUUAUAUUGGUUUUGUAAUUUGGAGCUUUAUUUCCGCUUUUUGAUCUGAUUGUGAGUAGUCAGUCAUGUCGAUGCUUGAUUCCUUCUUCAACAAGGGCUUCAAAGCUGCGAAAUGUAAAACCCUGCUCAAGUUGACUAUACCACGUAUAAAGUUGCUGAGGAAUAGGAGAGGGAUUCAGAUAAAGCAAAUGCGUAGAGAUAUUGCUAAGCUUCUUGAGACUGGCCAAGAAGCUACUGCUCGCAUUCGGGUGGAGCAUAUAAUAAGAGAAGAAAACAUGAUGGCUGCUCAAGAGAUCCUUGAGCUAUUCUGUGAGCUUAUUUCUGUGCGCCUUCCAAUCGUUGAAGCACAAAGGGAGUGUCCUUUAGACUUGAAAGAAGCAAUAUCUAGCAUCUGUUUUGCUGCACCAAGAUGUGCCGAUCUUCCAGAGUUGGUGCAGGUUCAAAUGCUAUUUACUUCCAAAUACGGAAAGGAAUUUGUAGCUGCUACAACCGAGCUUAGGCCAGAAUGUGGGGUCAAUCGCCAGUUGAUAGAACUCUUUUCUGUUCGUGCUCCAUCACCGGAAGUGAAAUUGAAACUUCUGAAGGAAAUUGCUGAAGAGCAUGAAUUAGAUUGGGAUCCAGCUGCCUCUGAGACGGAGCUUUUAAAAACACAUGAAGAUUUGUUGAAUGGCCCAACACAAUUUGUUAGUGGGUCUAAGUUGCCCCUUCCAGAAGAGAGACAUGAUGAAGCAUUGAACCCCGCUCCUGAUCGUUCCCUUGAUAAGGACCCUGAUUCUGAUUCUGAUUUUGAAGAACUAGAUUUUCCUGAAGUUCCUAAGGUGUCUUUACGGCCAAGUGCCACUUCUGCCUCGGCACCAGAAAUGCAACCUAUUCCAGCGACUGCACAGCAUAGCAUUGAAACUGAAUCAUCAAAUCACCAUGCAACCCAUGAAAAUCUAGCUCAGGGACCUCAUGUAGAAAAUGAGGAUGUCAUUGAAGAAAAGCCAGGGGCUGCCAAGGAAGAAAUGCCUGAUUAUAUGGUAGGUGCCAAGGAAGAAAAACAAUUUCUGCCAUUUAUUUCUCCCCUAUCAGUGGCACCUACACCCCUUUCAAUAAGAUCAAGUAGCUUGCCUCCUACCUCAAGGACAAAAAGUGAGGCCAUAAUAGAUCUGCAGGAUGUUUUAGCUGCUGCUGAAGCUGCUGCAGAAACUGCAGAACGGGCAGCAGCAGCGGCACGCUCAGCAGCUAGUCUUGCACAGGCCAGGAUUAGUGAGCUUACCAAGAAAAACAUUGAGAAGUUCCCCGAUGAUAGUGAUGAGAAUCCAUUUCAUACAGAUUUUCCUGAUCAAUCAUCUACAUCAAAGCCACAUUUUGAUCAUCAGCGCUCUUUUGAUGAUCACAGUGGUGUUUCAGACUAUCAGGAAUUGUCUCGACUUCAUGAAGACCUGCAGCCAUCAGAACUUCAUAAUCUUCCUUCCUUUGAAAAACGCAAACUUGGAUAUGAUUCUCCUCCUAGUGAUCAUUUCCGUGAGCAAGCCUCUGUUCACCACCAGACACAGAGAUUGCCUUCCAUGGAUGACGAGUCAUACUUUUCAUACCCUAAUUUGUUUACUCCUCCGAACCCAAAUGUUGGAACCAAUGGUCAAUUUGUAACAGAUAAUUCCUACUCCACCCGUUAGGUUCGAGUUGCGUGAUCUUCAGGGAUCUAUUUUUCAGGUCCCAGACGACGAGUGGAUUAAGCAAUGUAGCACUUAAUACUAUACGGCGUUGAUCCUCCCGUUUUGUUUAGAAUAGAGUUCUACUACACAAUGAUCAUGGCUGCCAGUGUUCAACAACGUUUUGGGCUACGAAAAUUAUACUGUAGCUGAGAAUCCAUCUCAAAUGGUUGGUUCCUGCUGGUGAAGUUUAGGAUUUAUGUAAAACCAGCAUUAUGUGGUAAUAAAUUUCCUUUUGCUCUGAAA
This is a messenger RNA of Manihot esculenta (cassava), 2226 nucleotides long. RefSeq names its product IST1 homolog. The coding region runs from base 352 to 1944 and encodes 530 amino acids. The record is from RefSeq and is a predicted model, not a curated record. The transcript has 6 exons. Gene Ontology annotation, biological process: protein transport. Lineage: Eukaryota; Viridiplantae; Streptophyta; Magnoliopsida; Malpighiales; Euphorbiaceae.